This is a messenger RNA of Anopheles nili, 5476 nucleotides long. RefSeq lists its product as uncharacterized. Bases 98 to 4837 code for a protein of 1579 amino acids. Gene Ontology annotation, cellular component: extracellular region; basement membrane. The record is from RefSeq and is a predicted model, not a curated record. The transcript is spliced from 8 exons. Gene Ontology annotation, biological process: cell-matrix adhesion. Gene Ontology annotation, molecular function: serine-type endopeptidase inhibitor activity. NCBI's taxonomy places the organism in Eukaryota, Metazoa, Arthropoda, Insecta, Diptera, Culicidae.
GAGCUAACCACCUGCCGGGGAAAGGACAGGUGCUACCAAGACCGAGGGAAGAAAACCCCGCGAGGAAGCCACGAGAAAGCUCGAUGUGCAGAGCAGGAUGAAGCCAACCGUUCGCCCGCUGGACAAAUGUCUCCGACGCCCAGGAGCACUCGCGCUCGUCGUCGCUGGACUGCUGUGUCUCCAGAUUGCCACCAGCGAUGGUACACCGCUAGAUGACGGAAAUGCAGGUGGUGGAAGCGCCAGCAGUGAAACGCUCACCGAGCUCACCGCGUGUCAACACCUACGCCGGGCCGAGUCCCGACGCGCCAAGUCCCUCGGGGACAGCCUGCUGCAGACGGUGCGAAUUCCGCGCUGUACGGCACUUGGGGAGUUCGAGCCGGUCCAAUGUUCGAACGAGCUGAACGGAACCGAAUGCUGGUGUGUAGACGAGUACGGCGUGGAGCUGAUGGGCAGCCGGCGCAGCCAUGCGGACGACGUCAACUGUACGCGCGUGGAGAACCACUGCCAGGCGUCGAGCUGCCGCAUGUUCUGUCCAGCCGGGUUUGCACGCGAGCCCACGUCUGGCUGCCCGGUGUGCCGUUGCCGGGAUCCCUGCGAGGACGUCCAGUGUCCCCGUGGUCAACAGUGUGAACCGCAAGAAGUCCACUGUAAGACCGAACCCUGUCCACCGGUACCUACUUGUCGUAAGGCGCGCAGCUUAACCGAUCUUUGCCCGGCUGGACAGCCGUUAGCGAUCACUGGCACGGUACGGCCGUUCCUGUGCGGCAACGAUCCUGGCAAACCGUCCUGUCCUCCGCUGUACCGAUGCCUGGUUCAGGGUGGCAACGAUUACGGUGUGUGCUGUCCGGCGUCGCUCCAGCUCGAGAAACCGGGCAGCUGUCCGCGCCCGAACGAGAUCGAAUCGACGGCAAACACCGGCUUUCUGUGCGGAACACCCUGCAGCCACGAUCUAGAAUGUGCCCAGCUGCAAAAGUGUUGCCAAUCGGAUGGUUGUGGCCGACAUUGCCAGCAACCGCACAACGUGACCCUAUGCCACCAGGCACGCGUCCUCUCGGAACUCCUAUCGGUGAACGAACGCGAAGGCCGAGGAUACGUGCCACAGUGCGAUGGACCCGGUGGGUCCUUCUCGGCACGUCAGUGCUCACGGAACGGGCUCGUGUGCUGGUGCGUGGAUCCACGCACUGGACACAAAGUGCGCGGUUCGAUGGGAGCUGCCGGAACAGUGCACUGUGACGACGUGGAACUGGCCGCAGGUCGUACGGCGGCUAGUGGCCGAAGCGUGGACGGACCGGGAGCACUGUGCGACCAGAAUAUCUGUGCGGCCGUAUGUGAGUACGGCUUCCGAAACGAUCAUGCCGGAUGUCCGACGUGCGAGUGUUCGGAACCGUGCGAAGGAUACACCUGCCCGGCUGGGUCACACUGCGAGGUGGCCAAGGAUCCGGCCUGUGCCGCUUAUCCAUCCGGGCUGUGCUCUUCUGAGCCUGUCUGUAAACCCGAUUUGGUGUACUCGAAUCCUUGUGAGGUUGGCACGCCUCUCGCGGACAACACCACCGGUGAGCUGCUCUUCUGCCAUCUAGAUCGGCCCAAGAGUCGCGAGUAUCAGAGCCGCAGUUUCUUCGAUGACGAACAGGACGACCAGGACGCGAGUGGUCGUUCACUAUCCAGUCCUCCCAUCGCGUGCCCGCUGGAGACGCACGAGUGCCGCAAGCUACACGGGGAACCUCGUGGAGUGUGCUGCCCCCUGGCCAACGAUCCAGAUCCGGACGCGCCAGAUGACGGUGUAGACGAACGCCAACAAACCAUGUGCGAGUACCUGCGGGACUUCUCGGACCGCAUGGAGGGCACGGUGGAGGGCAUGGAGUUGGCAUUGCCCCCUCCAGGUUGCAGUGCCGACGGUGGUUACCAAGCGGUGCAGUGCGCCGCCCGCAAAGCCAAGGUAAAGCUGUCCGAACAACGCAAAUACAUCGAACAGAACAGCAUCCGGCGUAUGCGGAAGCUGCUCGAAGACGUCGUCUCACAGGCACCAACGACGACGGCAACGCCGACAGAACCGAGAAGGGCUCGUCGGGCUGCUGAGGCCACCCUGAAGCUGCUACCCGUAGGUGACUCGCCGAUGGAAGCACAGACAAUGGCCCGUUCGGCCAAGAUCAUCGACUUCAACCGGCUCGAAUCGAAACACGCCAGUGCAAACCUCGACAAGCCACCGGUGAAGCCAUCGGCACUGUUAAAGCGGCCAGCACCCUCCCAGGAACCCCUGGUGGAGGUCGAAAUCGAGGAGUGCUGGUGCGUGGAUGGAUUCGGAACCGAAAUCCCACGAACCCGCGGUGCGAAUGCAACCGCCCGGUCCUGUGAGGUGAUGCGCGAGUCCCUUGGCUGUCUCGAUCUAACCUGCCGGAUGGGCUGUGAUUAUGGGUUCGUACUGGACCCGGUUACGCAGUGUCCGUCCUGUGAAUGCCGUGACCCAUGCGACGCCGUCGGUUGUCCCGAAGGACAGGAAUGCCGCUCGGUGGAGGUAUCGUGCGAGGGCGAAUAUUGUCCACCAGUGCCGGCAUGCUUCCCGAAGAAACCAGGCCAAUGUCCGUUCCUGGUACCGCCAGGAUCCGAUCACGCCGACUCGUCAGACUCCUGCGAGUACGAAUGUCGCACUGACGCCCAUUGUGACGGUCCGAAGCGGUGCUGCUCGAACGGUUGUGGUACGCAGUGUGUCGAACCGCAACUCAAGACCGCUUGCCAACAUCUGCAGACGAUUCAGCUGCACCAGGCGGCUGAGUUGGGCGUACCGGCUAAGCAGAAGUACAUUGCACAGUGUGACCCCGAUGGUAGCUUCCGCACGGUCCAAUGUGGACCGGGUGGAGCUUGCUGGUGUGUGGAUGAGUUCGGUAAUGAGAAGGCGGGCACGCAGACCGGGGAAGGCCCACCCAAUUGUGCCCUGCAUCCAGGUCAGUCCGAGUGUCCUGCGCUUAAGUGCGCGCGUCCGUGCGAGUACGGCUUCCGGAUCGAUGCGACCGGAUGCAAAACCUGCGAGUGCCGAGAUCCGUGUGGUGAGAUCUCGUGUCCUCGUGGUGAGGACUGCCAGCUCAUACAGGUCGAGUGCAUCUCGGUGCCGUGUCCAAAGAUGCCAAUCUGCGUGCCAAUCCGCGAAUCCGUCUGCCCUGAAGGCCUACCGUUGAGGUCUAGUGGACGGGAGAUCGUUUGUGGCCCACAAACGGAUGCGGACACCUGUCCUUCGACGCACAUCUGCCAGCUGGAUCCGAUCAGCAACCGAGGAUCGUGCUGCGGCAAGACAAGGGACGUCUGCUUUGAGUCAAUCGACCAGAAUUGCCUACAAGCAUCCGAGCGCGCUGGUGAGAGCGACGAGCUGGACAGUAUCACUCGGUGGCGGUUUAGUCCGCGUGCGAACAAGUGCGUCCCGGUAACGUUACCUCGGGGCGUGUUCUGUCAAUCGAAGAACCUGUUCCACAGCGAGCAGGCCUGCAACGGGGUCUGUCCGGUGUUGUCCCAGUGUGAACGGCUUCGUCUGAAGAACGCAAUGGCCGCGAAACGGGCUGGACAACCGAACACCUGGUUCCAGCCACGGUGUGACCCCGAGACGGGCUUCUGGAGUCCGGUGCAGUGUCUCGGAACGCUACCGGCCGGUGCAAAUGGGACAGCUUCUGGUGGUCCCACCGAACAAGCCGUCGGGGUGUGUUGGUGUGCGGACAAGAAGGGCGCCCCGGUUAAGGGAUCGCUGACGAAAGGCUCCGAACCGAAGUGUAGCAGUCGGCAAGCACGUCGUCGCGGAGAUUCGGCCGAAUCGACGUCCUCUAGUGAUCCGGUGAUGGAGGAGCUGAUCCGCCAGAUCACGUUCCUGGUGGACGAGAACAACUACCUGGUCGACGAGGAACUGCUGGAGCCCGUCCAACCGGUGUCGUUGGCAAGCACCCACUACGCGGCUGAACCCCGUUACAUCGGUUCCGUCUCGUCCGCGACGGAGAAGGUGAUCGAGCUGGCACGCACGGCCGAGGCUCGCAACUUCAUCAACAGCGACAGCAGUGGCCCCGGACCGGUGCCAGCGCGGCGUCUUAGUGCCUCAGUCACACGCUGCCAGGCGCUACAACUAGCGGCUUCCUUCCCGGUGGGUUGCGAUACGACGACCGGAUCCUUCGAACCGAUGCAAUGCAACGGUGACACGUGUUGGUGCGUGGACGCAGCCGGUAACCAGUUGCCGCUUUCAAGCACCUUCCGGCGUGGCCAGCGCACCUGCUUGGAUACGCCGAUCGACGUGGUCGAGAUCGAGUUACGGCUCCACAACGCCCAACCGGCCCGACCGCUCGUGCACGUGUACGAGACCCUGCGCACCGAACUGUCCGCCUUGGUUGGUGCCAUCUACGAUAACUACCGGGUGCAGGAGAACGCUGACGGUAGUGUCACGCUGCGGUUUGAUCUGAUCGACGGCACCAAGGUGGAUGACGCGUUCGCGAUCGAGGAAAUGGUCCGGGAUGGCACGUUCGCACUAUACCGCGGGCAGCUCGUCGCUGACAUGACGCAGUCCCGGUUUGCGCACCGCAUCUCGGUCGGGUUGCCGCUAGCUCAGCCAUCAUCCGGCAUCCCGGAGAACACCUUCCAGACGAUCGUGUUCGUGCUGGCGACAGCGUCCGCCUUCCUGGUGGCCAUCUUUGUCGUGUUCGUGAUGCUGAAGCGUGGUCGCACGACAAAGGCGAAGCACUACGCGGGAGGAGAGAAGAUCUUCGCGAUCGGCGCCGACAAGUACGUCGACUACAGCUCGCCCAUCUUUGUGCUGAGCGCGAACGAAAGCAAAUCGAUCCAGCACCAGCAGCAGAUGGGCGGGUCCAAUUAAGCCGCGAUAUUUUGGUGCUCCAGAAAGCGCAAACUGCAACAGAGCCGAUUUCGAUUUCAAGCUGGAGGCGAAGUUGCCACCAGCGCGCCCUCUGUCGAGCACGUAUUUAAAUUCUGAGCACUCUUUCGAGCUUCGAACUCUUCUGACGAGGUUUCAAAUGCUUCCCUACCGAUCCCUACCCAAGGUUUGCCGAAUGGUUUCCACAGCGAGCCGUUGUUGUGUUGAUUUUACAUUGUACAUAUUGUGGAUUGUUCUCGUCUUUCGCUGUCUUUCGAGUGGCGAUGUUAGGCUGCCUAGGAUCGUCCUGUCGCUAGCCCGCUCAAUGAUCACCGACCACCGUCUUUUGUGGAGCGGGCCGUUUUAAUAUGGUUUGCAUUGGCAGUUUUUACGACGCUUCUCCUCCUUAAUGUGUGACCGUGUUUUUCCUCCCUCUUUCUUGGUGAGGAGUUGCGUCCUAAGAAGAUGUGGCGUUUGUUUUAAAGGAUUUUCCCCGUGGAGCGUGUAAAUAAAUCGCGUAAUGAAACCAAUUAAAAAACGCACUGUUUCAACGCAGAGUUCUGCUCGUCAAUGCGCAUCUAGCUCGCGCAUUCAAUCGUACCAAACGUCGGUUGGAGAAAGGUUAAGACAGGGGGAAAAUUG